Messenger RNA from Dicentrarchus labrax (European seabass), 3316 nucleotides. RefSeq names its product sphingosine 1-phosphate receptor 3. NCBI's taxonomy places the organism in Eukaryota, Metazoa, Chordata, Actinopteri, Moronidae. Gene Ontology annotation, cellular component: membrane. The coding region runs from base 345 to 1490 and encodes 381 amino acids. The record is from RefSeq and is a predicted model, not a curated record. The transcript is spliced from 2 exons. Gene Ontology annotation, biological process: G protein-coupled receptor signaling pathway. Gene Ontology annotation, molecular function: sphingosine-1-phosphate receptor activity.
UCUCUCUGCUCUCCCAGCCCGGGUUGGAGGAGGGGAGGAGAGGGGGGUGGUGGUGGAGGUGUGACUUCCAGCCAACCGUCGACGAGCUCCGGAGUUUAGAGAUCAGUGAAAGAUGAGGAGCUGCUCUCUUCCACGGAGCGAGGCAGAAGACGGAAUUAAAGUUCAACAUCAAAUCACGGAAACACGGAGAAACGACAGCUCAGCAAUGAAAUGUAUGUCUUUGAGUGUGCGUUUGACUAUCAACUGAACCCUGCCUGCAAGCAUCCUACGCUGAACCUGAAUCUGCUGACACUGGACUCCUUGCUCACUUCUGACAUCCAGUGUCAGCAGCCGGUGCUUUGAAGAUGAUCAAUUCUCAGAUAUACCUCCACUACAACUACACAGGGAAACUGGACCACCGGCCCACCAUCGGCACAAGCGAGGGCACCGUGGACACCAAGACCGUCGUUUUCCUCAUCAUAUGCAGCUUCAUCGUCCUGGAGAACCUCACCGUGCUGGUGGCCAUAUGGAGAAACCACAGGUUCCACAACCGCAUGUACUUCUUCAUUGCUAACCUGGCACUAUGCGACCUGCUGGCUGGAGUCGCUUACCUGGUCAACUUGCUCCUGUCGGGAGAGAAGACCCUGCAGCUCUCACCCGCUCUCUGGUUUGUCAGAGAGGGAAGCAUGUUUGUAGCACUUGGUGCCUCGAUUUUCAGUCUCCUGGCUAUUGCUAUAGAGAGACACCUGACUAUGAUCAAGAUGAGGCCUUAUGAUGCCAACAAGAAUUACAGAGUGUUUCUGCUCAUAGGGACCUGCUGGUUGAUCGCUAUAUCUCUUGGAGCUUUGCCUAUUCUAGGCUGGAACUGCCUGAAGAACCUCCCUGAUUGCUCCACAAUCCUCCCUCUCUACAGCAAGAAAUACGUAGCUUUCUGUAUCACAGUGUUCAUGGUUUUGCUUUUAGCCAUGUCAGUCCUGUAUGCCCGCAUCUACAUCCUGGUUAAGUCCAGCAGCCGAAAGGUGAGCAAGCACAGAAACUCUGAGCAUGCAAUGUCCCUGCUGCGCACUGUCAUCAUUGUAGUUGGGGUCUUCAUCGCCUGCUGGACGCCCCUCUUUGUCCUGCUCCUGGUGGAUGUGGCAUGUGGGAAGCACUGUUCCAUCCUCUACAAGGCUGACUGGUUCAUCGCAGUGGCUGUGCUUAACUCCGCCAUGAACCCAGUCAUUUACACUCUGGCCAGCCGCGAGAUGAGACGGGCCUUCUUAGGUCUGGUGUGUGGCAUUUGCUACAGGGGGAAGGUUUCUGUCAACGACAGCGGGAACAAGCAGUCUCUGGAGCCCAGCCGCAGCAGGAGCAAGUCGUGGAGCAGCCAAAACAACCCCAACCAGAGCCAGCGGAGCUCCAGGCAGGCGGAGCCGGAGAAGGAGCAGGAGACAGACACGGCCCAUGGCGAGGUGUCAGUGGUUGCAGGAGGGGCUGCUCACGCCGUCCUUGAGAGUGACAGAAAAGACUGAUUGAAGAGAACAAGAUAGCAUAGGAAGAUGUGGGUGGUCCUAAUGUGUAAACUCAUUGAGUUGUGAUUGAUUUGUGGAUUUCUUUAAGGAAAUGUAGACAUCAGGAAGAGGCUGCAGGGCAGUGGUUUCUCUUUUGUGUUAUUUUAUACAUUGGCAUUCCAUAUUUGGGACACUUAUGUCCAAACUUGUCAUUAGACUGAUUAAUUUAUGAGGCCAAUAUGUUCAAUUACACAAUCAAUAGCACCUCAGUAACACUACAAAGAGCUCAUAUUUCAUCACCGUCCAGAUAGAACAAUGUAUCUACAAAUUAGGUUAUUUUAAAGGAAACUAAAAGGUUAAAUCCUUAAUUGGUAGAGAAAAUAAACAGAACAACUAAACUAAAAACCUCUUGGAGUAUCUGAAAAAAUAUAUAUUUGUAGCUCAUAAAAAGUGGAUGUUUUAGAGGUGGUUUUUGCAGGACAAUGACAAUUUGUGAACAACUGGUGCUCUAACCUUUGGCAGAGGAAUCAUUUACCUCUGUGGUUACAGACAUGACCAUCCAAGACUAACAAGUGAAAGGUCACCUACAAUGAAUUAAAGUGCAAUUAUAGUUCUACAAAAUAAUGUAAUGAAAAAUGAUUGUAGACAAUUAUUAGUGUAAUGUCAAACAAUAGUAAUUAUUUAUUAUUCUAUGCAGUCUAAUUUUGUAUUUACUCAGUAAUACUACAGUAUACGGUGCAGUUACUGUAAUUAAAACUGCAUUAUAAGUUGUAUAUGUGAUGUAAAUGAGAUUGAAAAAAAACACUUGAUACCCUUUCCAUUAUAACAGUAGCAUCAUUCAAACUGCGUUAUUCUGCAAAGAAUUAAUGUAACUGAUGCAGUUCAUUCAACAUCAGUAAGUCAGUGAUACCAGAGCUCCAUCUGCUGGUUAAUGAUGGUAGUUAAUAUCAUCAUUGCUGACAAGAUACCUUCACAACAUUCUGCAUGUUCAGUACAGAAUCCUGAUUUUAGUACCAAAUUGAAACUUAAAUUGUGUGAGUGAGUGUGUGUGAGAGAGAGAGUGUGCGUGUGCGUGUGCGUGUGUGUGUGUGUGUGUGUGUGUUUUACCUGAUCAUUCCUGAAGUGGAAAACAAAUGUAGCAACUUUAAAAGCAUGAAGCUGGUAAACUGGAGAAAGAGGCAUGUGAAUGCAGCAUGCGAAAUAGAAAUAGUGUGCUACGUGCAGCUUUUUAUACGAUGCGAAAUAUUAUCUUUGACACAAGUAAAAUGUAAGUAAACAUACUGUAUAACAAUGAUUCACCUAGAUCACCCCAUGUUGCCACAGAGUGCAGUUAAUUCAGGUUGAUUCACCCAAAUGUUUAAGAAAUUGUAGUGGUGUCUAGCCACGCAGGUAGUUUUGAUUUUGUAUGUCUAACUUUCGACACAUCAGUUACUGCCACCAUAAUAAAGUGGAGGUGAAUGGAUUUUUGUUUUGUUGAUAAAAAUCAACAUAAUAUAAUAAUAAAUAAAAUAUUAUAAUAAAUAUUCAACAGCAACAUAUUUUACAGAUAUAGCCUCCCUGUUUCUGGAUAAUCAGAAAAUCUAAAAAUCUGGGAAAAUACACAAAAACUACCUGGAUAGCAAGACAUCACUAGUAAGUUGGAAAAUAUUUUAAUGAUUUGGAUUAACCAACCCAGGAAACUGUGAUGACACUAUGGCUAAAUGCUGUCUACCAUAAAAUGAAAUAUGUUACUGAUUAUUACAGCAGAGAAAAAAACAGAGAUUCUACACAUUCACGGUUUUAUUGCCAACAGUCAUACAGAAUAAUGAUAAACCCAUACAACCAAAAGAUUAAAUCUGUAAACAUCA